Cylindrotheca closterium is the source of this 1587-nucleotide messenger RNA. The record is from the annotation of a GenBank genome assembly. NCBI's taxonomy places the organism in Eukaryota, Bacillariophyta, Bacillariophyceae, Bacillariales, Bacillariaceae.
AUGGAAUCAUCAUCAACAACGACAACCUCUCUGGAGGGUGCAGAUACACACCCCCUCCACAAGUCUCACGAUGAUGCACAUAUUCAUGUUAUCAUUGUGGGUGGUGGCUUUGCCGGAUUGGCGUGCGCCAAGAAGUUAUUAUCUUCGUCACCAAAGAAUAAUAUCAAGGUGACUAUUCUGGAAGCCGAAAGUGAUAUUGGCGGCCGUGUCAAAGCCCACAAGUCAUUCCUUUCACAAAAUCACGUUUUGGAUUUGGGGGCCGAGUUCAUACACUGUCAAGGUCACGCAUUGUGGGACUGGAUUUUUGAGUACUUUGGUCCAGAGAAAAAUGUCGAAGACCGCAAACGCUUCGUCCGGUCACAAUUCGAGUCCGUCUUCUUGCUAAGUCACGCCGAUGGAGGACCAGCAGAGGAACCGACGGAGGAAGGAAACUAUGGUAUGUACUACUUGGACAAUGAAUUGGUGAUGUACAAUGAUUCCCGACUGGAUCAAAUGAAUGAAAAAUUAAAUGCUCUUUCCGACCACCCGCCAACCCACUUUGGAGUGCAAGAUUCCUUGGCCGAUGCCCUCGGAGCUCAAUUCUCUGAAAACACCAGCCCUAUGCCAGACUUUCUUUGGCAAUUGACUGUCGCCAGUUUUGGUAAUACUGCUGGCUGUUGCGACUUAUCACAGUUGAGUGUUCGGCAGCUAUCACACUUUGAACACUACUGGGAAGAGCAGGAGGAGGAAGGGGAUUUUCGUCCACCUCCAACCAUGGGGUUGUACGGAAUUGCAAAAGCCUGUUCGGAGCACUUGGAAACUUCAUACAAAGAUGCUUUUGAAUUGAUUCUUGAUUGCGAGGUGCAAUCCAUUGAGCAGAACGACAAAAAUACUGUAGUCUUGCAGAUUGCCAAUGGUUCCAUCUUUCAUGCCAAUGCUGUUGUGGUGACAGUGCCGCCACCUAUUCUUCCCGAAAUUAUCAAAGAUUUGCCCGAUUUCAAAAUGGAGGCGCUGGAGAAAAUCGGCUUUGAACGAGCCGUCAAAGUCAUUGUCAAACUGAAAGACAGGUUUUGGCCCGUAAAAUUGCAGUCCAUAAUUGCGGCAGGAGAACUCGUUCCAGAAGUGUGGUUCCGUGAUCUGCAAGAUACAGCUACAGCGGAGCAACCGUAUUGCUUGGCAACUGGGUUUCUGAUGAGCAGUGCUGCCGAUCGGUUUGUGGCAUUGCUCAAUGAAAAGCUGGAAAGGGCGAACGCAAACGGCCAAGAAAGCGAUCGAAAUGCGCUUGCUGGGCAAAUGCUCAUGGAACAACUAGCCAAAAUGUUGAAGUAUCACUUAUCAUUGAACGGGACGACAUCUCAAGAUCUUAACGCCAACAUUUUGGAUGCCAUGAUUUUCGACUGGAAAACUGAUGCCCCCUUUGCCCAAGGCGGAUACAUGUAUCCCAAGGUGGGAAUCACGCCCGAACACUUGGAGGCGAUGGCUGCGCCUCACGGUCGUCUCUUUUUUGCGGGAGAAGCUACCAAUACCAAUGCUUGUAGUACAGUACAAGCGGCCAUUGAGACGGGAGAGAGGGCUUCAAAGGAGAUCAUAUCAUUUCUGGACCUCUAA